Molecule: messenger RNA, 927 nt
Organism: Lethenteron reissneri (Far Eastern brook lamprey)
Lineage: Eukaryota; Metazoa; Chordata; Hyperoartia; Petromyzontiformes; Petromyzontidae
Source: RefSeq, a predicted model, not a curated record
AUGGCGCGUUCUGGGGAAAUGUCCGUCUCUUACGUGAAAAUGUUCUACGGCUGGUUUGACGCUAGAGGAGACGAUGCUCUCAAUCCCUGCGCCAGCUGCUCGUGCGAGCUGCCCCGUUCUACGAAUCCUGCUGUGACCGGAGCGGCAGUGACUGCCGUACUGCUGGUGGCCUGGCUCAUGUCGGUGAUACUUCUGAGCCUGCUCACCGUCUGUUGCCGAAGGAUCUGUGGACUUCACCGGGAGAACGAAUCCUUCUGUCUCCACAUCGAGAAGCUGCGUUGCCAGCUGCAGAAGCAGGAGGACGAGUUGAUCACCCAGCGGAAGCAACUUGCACGGCAGCACGUCGAUGAAAUGAAGCAUCUGGCCACAAGAUGCAUCACCGCCGUCCACGGCGCCCCCAACAUCGUCAUGUCCUUCAAACUGGCCUUCGGAUGUAUCAAGAGAUACAUCACCGCCGUCGGCACAUCUGCCACCACUGUCACCGGAGCUGUCAGCACCGUCACCAAGUGCUGCUCGGAUGCCGCUCGAUGCAUCCACAGGCCCAUCGAUGCCAUCAUAAACUCUGCCAGCUCUGCCACUUCCGUCACCGCGACAAGAUCCUCCACUGCCAACCCCACCGCCACCACCGGAUCCAUCACCCAUGCCAUGGCUGCCACCACCCCCACCGCCCACGUUGUCAGACGCUAUAGAUGCAAGCGCUGGAACAGACUUAGAAAGCCAUUAAAUUCCAGCACUGGUCGAAGCUCAAGAAAGUUUCGUAAACAUUGAAAAUAGGAAAUAUAAUUUUCCCCUCAUGACACAAAACCCCAAUUAAAUAGCUGGACAAACACAACACAUAAGUGCACACACUUUGACAAAGAUCCCUAUUUUGACUUUAACAAGACUCAUGGGAAGUUCUGUUUUUAAACACCAAUGAAUACCGGCAUG